Messenger RNA from Huiozyma naganishii CBS 8797, 993 nucleotides. RefSeq names its product S-methyl-5-thioadenosine phosphorylase (gene MEU1). The transcript has a single exon. The record is from RefSeq and is a predicted model, not a curated record. The coding region runs from base 1 to 993 and encodes 330 amino acids. Gene Ontology annotation, biological process: nucleoside metabolic process. Gene Ontology annotation, molecular function: S-methyl-5-thioadenosine phosphorylase activity. Lineage: Eukaryota; Fungi; Ascomycota; Saccharomycetes; Saccharomycetales; Saccharomycetaceae. Gene Ontology annotation, cellular component: cytosol.
AUGACAGGAACUAUGCUGCCGGAACAAUUUGACGGGACCGUUGAUCUGGGGAUCAUCGGCGGCACCGGGCUGUACAAGCUGGACUGUUUGAAACCGAUUGCCGUGUUACCGCCCAUGGUGACGCCCUGGGGGACGACUUCGUCGCCCGUAACGAUCUCUAGGUUCCAGCCUGGUGACGGUGACGGUGAAGGUAACGGUAACGGUAACGCUGCAUUAUUCUACGUUGCAUUCAUCUCGAGACACGGCUCGCACCACGAAUAUCCACCCACGAGGGUUCCCUUCCGGGCCAAUGUUGCCGCGUUGAAACAUCUCCAGUGUAAAGCUUUGCUUUCUUUUUCUGCGGUGGGGUCCCUGCGGGAAGAGAUUCAGCCGAGGGAUUUUGUGUUGCCGCAGCAGAUCAUCGACAGGACAAAGGGCAUCAGAGAGUCCUCGUAUUUCAAUGAUGUCGGGCUCGUGGGCCAUGUCGGGUUCGGGAACCCCUUCUCCCGUGCCUUUGCCGAGUACGUGCACCAGUUUAAAGACGUUCUUCACAACUACGAUGACGAAUCCAAAGUGCGCACUUUACACUUCGAUGCGGAGAGAACGGUCAUCUGCAUGGAGGGCCCACAAUUCUCCACGAGGGCAGAGUCCAAGAUGUACAGGAUGCUUGGCGGCGACGUCAUCAACAUGAGUGUCCUACCGGAGGCGAAACUGGCCCGUGAGUGCGAACUGCCGUACCAGAUGAUCUGUAUGUCUACGGACUACGACGCCUGGAUGGACCACGAGGAGCCCGUCACUGUGGAACAAGUGAUGGGGCACCUGUCCAACAAUGCUCGCAAUGCGAACGCACUGGCCACGAGGAUAAUUAACAAGAUGGCCGUGGAGCUGCCCGAGUUCAUGGCUACAGGGGACGGCCUCAAGGGGUCCAUCAAGAUGUCCAUCUCCACAAAACCGGAGGCAAUGUCGAAGGAGACUUUGCAAAAAUUGAGGUUUUUGUUCCCUGAUUACUGGUGA